Molecule: messenger RNA, 2488 nt
Organism: Telopea speciosissima
Lineage: Eukaryota; Viridiplantae; Streptophyta; Magnoliopsida; Proteales; Proteaceae
Product: probable galactinol--sucrose galactosyltransferase 2
Exons: 14
Coding region: 25-2292 (755 amino acids)
Source: RefSeq, a predicted model, not a curated record
AGAGAGAGAGAGAAAGAGAGAGAGAUGACUAUCACAGCCAUACCGACCAUAACUGACGGACGACUGACUGUGCGUGGUAAGGUGGUUCUUGAUGGAGUUCCAGACAACGUCGUUGUUUCUCCGGCGAGUUCUGGGUCAGCUUUCAUUGGAGCAACUUCGACUACAGAAACCAGCCUCCAUGUAUUCACCCUUGGAGUGCUUGAGGGAUACAGGCUUUUGUGUCUCUUCCGAUUCAAAAUAUGGUGGAUGAUACCUCGCAUGGGGAAAGCAGGUGGUGAUAUACCGAUCGAAACACAGAUGCUUCUGCUGGAGGCACGGGAAGAUUCUGCACUCCAUGAUGAGGAUGUUGAGCAGCCAACCACAGAAAACACCUUCUACAUACUGAUGCUGCCUGUGUUGGAUGGCCAAUUCCGAACGAGUUUGCAAGGGACUCCAACCAAUGAGCUUCAGUUCUGUGUUGAAAGUGGGGAUCCGGAUGUUCAAUGUUCCCAAUCUCUGGAAGCUGUUUUCAUCAAUUCAGGGGACAACCCUUACAAGCUCAUGAAUGAGUCUUUCAUGAUAUUGGAGAAGCACAAGGACACGUUCAGUUUAAUUAAGAACAAGAAGAUCCCGCACAACUUAGAUUGGUUUGGAUGGUGCACUUGGGAUGCUUUCUAUACUGAAGUUGAUCCACAAGGAAUCAAGGAAGGUCUUGAGAGUUUGGCAGAAGGAGGCUGUCCUCCAAGGUUCCUGAUCAUUGAUGAUGGCUGGCAAGACACCAUAAAUGAGUUCAGUAAAGAAGGUGAACCAUUCCUUGAAGGGACACAGUUUGCAACCAGACUAGUUGAUAUCAAGGAGAACAAUAAGUUCACGGGCAUAGGCUCUAAUAGUUCUUGCGAAAAUCUCCAUCAGUUCAUCAAAACCAUUAAAGAUAAAUAUGGGCUGAAGUAUGUCUACGUGUGGCAUGCUUUGCUUGGAUAUUGGGGAGGGCUCCUUCCAACAUCCAAAGCAAUGAAGAAAUACAAUCCCAGGAUUGUAUAUCCAGUUCAGUCUCCCGGUAACAUAGGGAAUAUCAGAGAUGUUGCCAUGGAUAGCUUGGAGAAAUAUGGAGUUGGAAUGAUUGACCCCACAAAAAUUCUUGAAUUCUAUGACGAUCUCCACAGUUACCUUGCCAGUAGUGGUGUCGAUGGAGUAAAGGUGGAUGUACAGAACGUGAUAGAAACACUAGGUUCUGGCUAUGGAGGGCGGGUCUCAUUGACCAGGCAGUGCCAGCAGGCUCUGGAAGCAUCAGUAGCAAGGAACUUCGAGGACAAUAACUUAAUUUGCUGCAUGAAUCACAAUUCUGACUACAUUUACAGUUCGAGGAAGAGUGCAGUUGCCAGAGCAUCAGAGGAUUUCAUGCCAAGGGAGCCGAACUUACAGACCUUACAUAUUGCUUCUGUCGCUUUCAACAGUCUCCUUCUAGGGGAGAUUGUGGUACCAGACUGGGAUAUGUUCCAUAGCAAACAUGUCACAGCUGAGUUCCAUGGUGCUGCAAGAGCAUUGGGCGGAUGUGGGGUGUAUGUAAGUGACAAGCCAGGCAACCAUGAUUUUAAAGUACUCAAAAAACUAGUACUACCUGAUGGAUCUAUUCUAAGAGCUAGACAUGCUGGUCGGCCUACCCGAGAUUGUUUAUUUGAGGAUCCGGUCAUGGAUGGCAAAAGCUUGCUGAAGAUUUGGAAUUUGAACAAGUUAUCUGGAGUUAUAGGUGUUUUUAACUGCCAAGGAGUAGGACACUGGCCAUUGAAAGAGUCAGCUCAUGAUUAUCCUACAUUAUCAUCUAAGCCUUCAUACCUUUCAGGUCAUGUUAGUCCCGACAAUGUUGAAUUUCUUGAAGAUGUUGCAGGUGAAAACUGGACAGGAGAUUGUGCAGUAUAUGCCUUCAAUUCAGGAUCGCUUUCUCAAUUACCGAGGAAAGGAAUCGCUGAAGUUAGUUUGGGAGUUCUACAAUGCGAAAUCUACACAAUAUCUCCAAUAAGGGAAUACAAUCAAAAUGUCCACUUUGCUCCAAUUGGCUUGAUUAACAUGUAUAACUCUGGAGGAGCAGUUGAAGCUCUGAACUGUGUGAAUGACCCUUCAGGAUGCACAAUAAAAAUUAAAGGGAAAGGUUGCGGUCGUUUUGGAGCGUAUUCAAGCACAAAACCCAAAUAUUGUUUGGUGGACGCAAACAAGGAGGAAUUUGACUAUAAUGCUGACGAUCAGCUCUUGACAUUGAAACUUCCACUGUGCAGUCAAGAUGCUAGCAAUUUCAGAGAAAUUGAAUUUGUCUAUUGAAAGUAUUGAGGAUUGUUUAUGGUAACUAUAAGUGCAAAUCUGAUCUUGGCUGGUUUUGUACUCAGGGGAAAUGUGUAUUAACUAAAUCAUGAUCUAAAUUAUGCUAAAUGCAUGGCUUGUAACAUCUAAAUAUGUUCAGACAUUUUAUAAACAUCACAUUAAAUGCAAUAGAUCUUACAACACCAUUCAAACAUUA